Messenger RNA from Rangifer tarandus platyrhynchus (Svalbard reindeer), 414 nucleotides. The record is from the annotation of a GenBank genome assembly. Lineage: Eukaryota; Metazoa; Chordata; Mammalia; Artiodactyla; Cervidae.
AUGGAAAUUGCAACUGAACACCCCCCGCCCCCCGACCCCGGCCACUUCCAAGAAAGCCGUCUGUGUUCCUCUCCAAACACCGGCCUCCCUGACCUUGCUUGUCCUCGCUCUGCGGUUGAAGCUGGCUGUGAAGUGCAGGGACCAGGUGUCCAGCAGUCGCCUAUGUCGCCUGUCCUUGGCACUGGAGACACGUCUGUACUCGUCCGAGAGGCUAGUGUGGGAUGUGCAGAAACCAGGAGUAGGGUUAAAAGUGAAAGGAGAAGCGAGAAGGGGGAGAGGAGCCCCUGUGGUUCUGAUGACUUUCCAUGUCUGCCUUCCAACCUCGGCCAAACGGGUCUUAACAGUAACUUUUUACCUAAGGUUCCCCAAAUGAGUGGUUGUGUUUUGUGUUUUUUUUUCCCCAGGGUUCGUUAG